Messenger RNA from Phalaenopsis equestris, 2143 nucleotides. RefSeq lists its product as uncharacterized. Gene Ontology annotation, molecular function: hydrolase activity, hydrolyzing O-glycosyl compounds. Lineage: Eukaryota; Viridiplantae; Streptophyta; Magnoliopsida; Asparagales; Orchidaceae. The record is from RefSeq and is a predicted model, not a curated record.
UCAUGUCUCAUUAUGUCCCACCUUAUCUCAAAUAGCAAAGUUGCUUUAACACACAAGAUGUAAAGUAGAAGCAAGGUAAUCAUCUCAUUCGGGUUUCAUAUUGCAAUCCCUGAAGUGCACAUAAACUCUAUUUUCUCAAUACUUAAAACAGCAGAAAACUGCUUUCACAAGGCUUCUCCACUUUCCGUUGCCGCCAACAGUCUCCUUACACUUGAAUGAUUACACAAACCUUCUAGACACCCAACAACUGCUUAUAUUACCCAUCAAAAAGCCUACAGCUACUCUGAGCACAACAACAUGUCAAACCUUCUCCUCCUCCUUGCAGCCUUAUUCUUGCUCUCAUGGCAGCCAACAUUGGCCGCACCACUUUCGACAAAUUCCCGCUGGAUUGUCGAUGAAUCAGGGCGGCGGGUGAAGCUGGCUUGUGUGAAUUGGGUAACCCAUCUUGAGGUUAUGGUAGCCGAGGGGCUCAGUAAGCAGCCUUUGGAUGUUAUCUCCAAAAGCAUAGCAUCUAUGGGAUUCAAUUGUGUCAGGUUCACAUGGCCGCUUUUCCUGGUCACCGACGGCAAUUUGUCAUCGCUUACGGUUAGACAGUCCUUCUUCUCCCUUGGUCUUAAUGAGUCCCUCUCUGCUGUCGAAGUGAACAAUCCAACUCUGGUUGAUCUCCCUCUCCUUGAGGCUUACAAGGCUGUGGUUAGAAACUUAGGCGACAACAACAUAAUGGUGAUAUUGGACAACCACAUAAGCAAACCAGGAUGGUGCUGCAGUAAUUCUGACGGCAACGGCUUCUUUGGAGAUAAAUAUUUCGAGCCAGAUUUGUGGGUUGACGGGCUAACUAAAAUGGCUAGCUUGUUUAACGACACGGCCAAUGUGAUUGGAAUGAGCCUGAGGAAUGAGCUUAGAGGACCAAAGCAGAAUGUAAAUGACUGGUACAAAUACAUGCAAAGAGGUGCAGAGGCAGUGCAUGCCGCUAAUCCAAACGUCCUUGUUAUACUUUCCGGCCUAAGUUUCGACAAUGAUCUGAGCUUCCUUUCAAAUAAGCAGGUUCAGCUAAGCUUUCCUUCAAAGCUUGUAUUUGAGCUGCAUUGGUAUGCCUUCUCUAAUGGAAAUGCUUGGCAAAGUGGCAGCCCAAACCAAGUCUGUGGCUCCAUUUCAUCUAGCGUCAUGAGAAGGGCGGGAUUCCUAGUGAGCCAGGGCUGGCCCCUCUUCAUAGUGAACCCCAAUGCCACCCGCUACUUUGGUUGCUUUCUUGGCUUGGCGGCUGAACUUGAUGUAGACUGGGCGCUUUGGACUCUGCAAGGAAGCUACUAUCUUAGAGAAGGCGUGGUGGGCAUGGAAGAGUUUUAUGGUUCGCUAUCUUACGAUUGGAGCAGGCAAAGGAACUCUUCCCUUUUGCAAAGGAUAUCAACUCUGCAAUCUCCUUUUCAAGGUCCUGGACUUUCCGCCAUAAAGCCCUACAAAGUUCUCUUCCACCCGGCAACUGGGCUGUGUGUGGCGAAGAAAUCUCUGUCUGAGCCGCUUCACCUGGGGCAAUGCGACGAGUCCGAAGCCUGGGAUUACACCGGACAACACACACUUCUAUUAAAGGGCACAACAGUGUGCCUCAAAGCAGCAGGCGAGGGUGAGAAGGUGAAGUUUGGGACGAUUUGCAGCGAUGCUGCCUCCAAUUGGGAGCUCAUAUCGGAUUCGACGAUGCAUUUGUCGACAAAAUUGACGGCGAACAGCAGCAGUAGUCUGUGCUUGGAUGUCGGCUCAGAUGGAAGAACCAUAGUGACUAGCACAUGCCUGUGUCUUGACAGAGAUCAAACGUGCGAUCCUGAGAAUCAGUGGUUUAGGAUAAUUGACAGCAGUAGACCUGUUACGAGUAAGAGGUCGCUCAUAGAUUGGCUAUUUGGGAAUUUAUGGUGGAAUCUAUUGUGAAUCAAAUUAUGAUUAUAUGUCAUAUGAAUCAUAACUCUUGGUAAUGCGUUAAAUACGAAGAAAGAACACCAUAUGCUGACUCUAUUAGGAAGAAAGUUAUUUCUGGUUUGUUUGCUUGCGCAUGAAGUCUAGUGGGCACUUAUUCCCUGGAACACUUGCACCUGAAGUCUAAUGGGCACUUAUCAUGUGACAAGUGGGUCUCACUAUAGUAAUUUUUUUAGAA